GAAUGUGGACAGGAGCUUACAAUGCACAGCAGAUCCCAGCCUAUGGGGAAGUGCACAUAAGAAGAGGAUGAAUAUGGCUUUUAAGGGAGAGGACCACUUAGAUCCCCUUUCAUUACCAGUUCAGCGUAUGCACUUAAUCCAGGUGGACUCUGUUCAGCGUUGGAUGGAAGAUUUGAAGUUGAUGACAGACUGUGAAUGUAUGUGCAUUCUCCAGUCCAAGCCCAUCAGCAUUGAGAAGGACGAACAAAAUGAACUUAUGCUUUCCUCCCAAUAUAGCACUUGUGAUAACUUGCAGCUUCUGUUAAAGAGAGCUUGGAUCAUAAGCACAGAAUUGACUAGGAUUGCUCAAAAGCUGGAGAAGAAUAGGUGGCAGAGAGUCCACAGCAUGACAGUAAGAGUCAACUGCCACGUGCGUUCAAUGAUAAAUGAGUACAAUACGUUCACCAGGAAUUCUUCAGAAGAAAUGCACCAGUUUGAAAAACUUUUAAUAGACAAGUGUUCAGAAUUUACAACAUUCACAGAAAGGUGCAUACAGACUGAAGAUGAAGAGAUACUGAAGUCUAUGAAAUCCUGUAUUAAUGAAACACUCACCACUGUUGCCCAGUAUUUUGGUCAGUUGAUAGAGCUGGUUUUAACACAUAAGACACAGAACCUGCUGAGACAGAUAGAGCUGUCAGACAGCGUGUACGUCACCGAGUCGGCGAUCAGCAGCCUGUUCAGCCUUACCCAGGAAGGUGCUCAUCUGUGCCGUAUCAUAGCUAAGGAAGGAGGUGUAGUCACUCUCUUUAAGAUCUGUCGCCAGGAUUGUUUCAGAUGUCUUUAUCCCCAGACACUGAGAACCUUGGCAUCAAUUUGCUGCGUGGAGGAAGGGAUGCACCAGCUGGAAAAGGUUGAUGGGAUACUGUGCCUGGCUGACAUUCUCACUGAUAACAGCCAUUCUGAAGCUACUCAUGCUGAAGCAGCAGCAGUAAUUGCACAGAUCACAUCUCCACAUCUCACAUUCACGCAGCAUCUCAGCAGCUUUCUGGAAAAUAUGGAAGAAAUUGUGACUGCACUUGUCAAACUGUGCCAAGAAGCCUCGUCAGGUGAAGUUUUCUUGCUGGCUUCAGCAGCUCUUGCCAACAUUACUUUCUUUGAUACCAUGGCUUGUGAAAUAUUGCUCCAGUUAAAUGCAAUGAAGAUUCUUCUAGCAGCAUGUUCAGACAAACGCUUAGUGGAUACUCCGUAUUCUCGAGAUCAGGUGGUUACAAUAUUGGCAAACAUGUCUGUGUUGGACCAGUGUGCUUCAGAAAUCAUUCAAGGAAAUGGUAUUCAACUUUUAAUGGAAAUGCUCUUUGAAAAAUCAUCUUCAGGAAGUUCAGCAGAAGUUGCUGCUUGCGAGCGAGUCCAACAGAAAUCUGCAGUUACACUGGCACGACUCAGCCGAGACCCUGAAGUGGCAGAUGCAGCCGUAAAACUCAGCUGUAUUCCUCGCCUAAUUAAACUUUGCAGAUCACCAACCGAAAGAAAUAACAGCGAUUCUGUUCUAGUGGCAUGUCUGGCAGCCCUACGAAGACUAGCAGUUAUGAGUCCUGAUACACUUGAAGAUUUGGAUUUUCAGCAGCUAGUAAAGCCCAGACUGGUGGAUUCUUUUCUGUUAUGCACUAAUAUGGAAGAGAGUUUUGUAUAAAUGUGAGCCAAAACUGAUAAUCAAGAUGAUAAGUAUAAGUAAGAUAAUACAUAUACAAUUUUAUUUUGGUUUAGUCCUAUUGUUAUUUAUGACUUAUUUAUUCUGAAUCCAUGAACAUGCAGUUUGUAGGAGAAAAGGAACAGAAUGAGCAAACUUGUUUCAGUGGUUUGCAAAGACAAUUUUUUAUUUUAUUUUCCUGCCAAGACACAUCAACAAACCUUAUUACUGCCACCUAACAAAAUGUUGUUUUGUUUAAUAUAGUUGAAUCAAGGUAAU
Myiozetetes cayanensis is the source of this 1945-nucleotide messenger RNA. It is a transcript of the gene INSC, whose product is annotated as INSC spindle orientation adaptor protein. The record is from RefSeq and is a predicted model, not a curated record. NCBI's taxonomy places the organism in Eukaryota, Metazoa, Chordata, Aves, Passeriformes, Tyrannidae. Gene Ontology annotation, molecular function: protein binding; cytoskeletal adaptor activity. Gene Ontology annotation, biological process: apical protein localization; establishment of mitotic spindle orientation; asymmetric cell division. Bases 68 to 1669 code for a protein of 533 amino acids. Gene Ontology annotation, cellular component: apical cortex. The transcript has 13 exons.